This is a messenger RNA of Penicillium brasilianum, 696 nucleotides long. The record is from the annotation of a GenBank genome assembly. NCBI's taxonomy places the organism in Eukaryota, Fungi, Ascomycota, Eurotiomycetes, Eurotiales, Aspergillaceae.
AUGGAGGACUAUUCACAAUGGUGCUCGCAGGGCCCCAACGCCUUGGCAAUCACCUCUGUCCCGUCUAUCAGGAAAGAUAACAUGUUUCAGCUGGAGCUGAUGAAUGGCAUGGAUAAUCUUGGAUCUUACCAGGAAAUUGACAUGAGCGUGACACUCCAAACCAUGCCCAUAACCUCACCAGUCUCGCCCUCUGAACCCGAUUCGAAUUCUCCACCGGGCAGUCAAAGCUCCGCCCUCAAAGUCACAGAUCUAGAGACUCAAUGCAGAUUACAUAAUCGCCGCAGACAGAACCGGGAAGCCCAGCGCCGGUUUCGCCAACGCAAAGAGGACACCAAAGAAAUCCUCGAUCAGAAGAUUAAAUACCUAGAAUCUAAAUGCAAAGAGCUAUUAGCCGAGCUCCAGCAGACUUCAGAGACUGUGGCUCAGCUCCAGAAGGACAAGGAGGCAUUGCAGUGUCAGAUCCAAGAUCCGCUUCAGCUAAAGGGAAUCAUUGUCCACCUCACGCAACAACUGAAGGUUCUCCAGACUCUAUCGAGCGUAGCCACGCACCUUACCAUGAGCAUUACUCCGCCGUCGUUUAACGCAUCUCCGGGAUCUCCAAAAACCAAUACCAGUGCUGCAAACGAGGCUUCGAUUAUGGGAUGUCUGAAUGCCUUGUUAUCCACCCUAAAAGACAAUCCGCCCAGCCCUAAAUGA